CUUCAUACGGAAUAGAAUACCCGAUAACGCAGAGCAACUACCGAAUCUGACUUCACUUCAACCAUGGCCUGGAGCGAACGACCUUUGGGCGCCGGAACGUCGGCGGCAACCUUGGAAGCAGGGUCCUGUACAAUCAUUGGUAGUGACUAUUUAUUCGCCGAAAACGCUGAACGCCGAAGAUAAGCUGACGUUUCUCAAACAAACGAUCUCGGGUUCGAGGUCCCAGAACAGAGUUGCUUCCAUUGCUCAAGCACGGCAUCAACGUGGGAUAAAGAGCCUACUAGACUAGCCCUUGAGAGAACUCCUAGCCACUCAGAAUAUAGUGCUGAUCAGUGGAGACGAGAUGGUUUCCGUUCGUUAGCUCUCUCAUUGAUUCACUGGAAAGCCCAUGGUUAUAGAAAGAAUGGGCAAGUUGCCUCCGGUAAAUGUCAAUACUAGCAGCGCAGGCCGGAUCAUUGGGGUUGUUGGCUUGUUCCACUUCAUCGCCCUGGCGUUCGUUUGUCUGCGUAUCUACGCCCGGACGAUCAUCCUCAGGGUCUUUAAGGCUGAGGAUGUACUCAUCUCCAUUGCCGUUGUCAUCGCUCUGACGGCAUGGAUAUGCCUAGUUCUACAGAUACCAUAUGGCCUUGGACGGCAUUUCCAGACAAUUCCAACCGGAGAACGGGUAGAAUUCGAGCGCAUCACAUUUUGGAAGACAGUCAUCUCCGACGGCGUUGCCAUGGGGCUGCUGAGAAUCUCUAUGGCAAUCAGUCUAUUGCGGCUCGACAAGGACCUGAAAUAUUCAAUCAUCAUGGGCAUUCUCAAGGCGGUCUACAUGUACACAACGGGCGGCAAGCCAGACGAUGUUUUCUAUUACUGGGUUCACGUCAGGCAAAAGUAA
Messenger RNA from Colletotrichum navitas, 880 nucleotides. RefSeq lists its product as uncharacterized. The coding region runs from base 389 to 880 and encodes 163 amino acids. Lineage: Eukaryota; Fungi; Ascomycota; Sordariomycetes; Glomerellales; Glomerellaceae. The transcript is spliced from 3 exons. The record is from RefSeq and is a predicted model, not a curated record.